This is a messenger RNA of Brassica oleracea var. oleracea, 1021 nucleotides long. Its product is annotated as cyclin-U3-1. The transcript is spliced from 3 exons. The record is from RefSeq and is a predicted model, not a curated record. Bases 216 to 881 code for a protein of 221 amino acids. Lineage: Eukaryota; Viridiplantae; Streptophyta; Magnoliopsida; Brassicales; Brassicaceae. Gene Ontology annotation, biological process: regulation of cyclin-dependent protein serine/threonine kinase activity. Gene Ontology annotation, molecular function: protein kinase binding.
UGUUAGUUAAAUAAACGUAAAAAUGGAAACUUCCUCUUUCUUCUUCGUAACAAUGAUCCGCGGCUUCAACUCGUAGCUACGGAGCAAAGAAUGGUGAAGCGGCGGAGAUAGAGAUCUGUGUUGUUCUCUUCACAUCUCCGGAAGCUUCUUCAUUCAUUCAUUCUUCUUCUGCCACACUAACAGAUCUUAUUCGCUAAUCGAGAAUAAAAACAAAAAUGGAAACUCUCGCAACUGAUCCUGGAUUCAUUGAUUCGGGUGUCUACCUCAGGCUAGGGCUUAUUGUAGAGGGCAAGAUUCGUUUGAAGAAGCCACCCACACUUCUCUCACGUCUCGCUUCAUCUCUCGAGAGAUCUUUGUUGUUGCACGACGAAUCUCCCCCAGAGUUUCAACACUCUGCUGUGACCGUAUUUGACGGGAGAUCUCCUCCUGAGAUCACCAUUUCCGACUACUUGGAUCGCAUCUUCAUCUACUCUCGCUGCAGUCCUUCUUGCUUCGUCGCUGCCUACAUCUACAUUCUUCAGUUUCUCGACGUGACACGAGCGCAUCUCACCCCCCUUAAUGUCCACCGCCUCGUCGUUACAAGUGUCAUGUUAGCUGCUAAAGUCUUCGACGACAGGUACUACAACAAUGCUUACUACGCCAGAGUGGGAGGUGUUAGCACGAGAGAGUUGAACAGAUUGGAGAUGAAGUUGUUAUUCGCCCUUGACUUCAAGCUUCAGGUGGAUCCUCACACGUUUCACGCGCACUGUUGUCAGUUAGAGAAACAGAACAGCGACGGGAUCCAGAUCGAGUGGCCUAUAAAAGAAGCAUGCCGACUCGAUAAAGAGACUUGGCGGAAGAGCACACCAGAGUCAGUCUGCUCUCAAACUACUGCACGCUGAUAAGGAAAUUGUAAGAUAGGUUUUUUUUUUUGUGUGUGUUUGGUAGUGUUGAUCAUUCUUUUGCAAAUUUGAUUCUUGUGAGCAGCAAAAUUCACAUACUUUGAUUUUGUCUAGUAGAAAGUUUCUAAAAUUCUCACAAA